Molecule: messenger RNA, 951 nt
Organism: Alternaria ethzedia
Lineage: Eukaryota; Fungi; Ascomycota; Dothideomycetes; Pleosporales; Pleosporaceae
Exons: 3
Coding region: 1-951 (316 amino acids)
Source: RefSeq, a predicted model, not a curated record
AUGGAGCGCAAAAACGAUGAGAAAGAGCAGGCGAGGCAGCUGAAGGAGCUGCAGGACAAGAUGGCGGAGAUGCAGGAGAAGAUCGCGGAGAUGCAUGCGGCGGAAAUGGAGCGUGUGCGCAAGGCGAAGGUUGCGGAUGAGAUUGCGCGAGUGCGCGCAGAGGAAGAGAAGGUGCGCGCAGAUCGAAAGAAAGAGGAGAGGCGGCAAAUGCGUGCGGAGAAGAAGGCUGCGGACGCAGCGUAUGAGGCUGAUCUGGCGGCUGUUCUAGCGAACGCGGAAAAGCUACUUGCUGCCAAUCAAGAGAAGUGGAGGCAGCAAGAGCUCGUGCUAGAGGAGGAGAGGCGUGCGAUAGAGGUGAGCGAUCGUGAGAUGGAGGAGCGGGCUCGCCGGCGAAAGCAGCUCCUGAAGGAGAACGAGGAGAGGAGGGUGGCGGGUGAGGAGGAAGCCAUCUUGUCACGGAAGGUCGGCGAGAUGAUGGCUGCCCUCGAUGGUGUUGCCAAUUUUCUUGACGUCUCCGCCGCCGACAAGGCUGCCGCUGAGAAGGCCGCCGCCGAGCAGCUCAACCCCCAUGGGCGCUCCGGUGGCUUCGCCUCACGUGGUAGUCGUCGUGGUGGUCGUGGUGGUCUUGAUGGUCGUGGUCGUCUUAGUGGUCGUGGUGGUCGUGUUGAACCUUAUGCUCGGCCGGACAAUUCGUCUCAGUAUGCCCGGGACUUUGUGAGCGAAGUCAAGACAGAUGACGUGCCUGCCGCGGAGAAGGCAGCAGAGGAUCGUAAGAAGGCAAAAGCGUGGCAGACUGCAUCUGAAGCAGCUGCUGAAGCCUCUUCGCCGACACCUGCCCCCGCUGCUCCCGCCACUUCUCAGGCCGCACCCACACUUGCCGCCACUUCCGGUACCCUCGAUAGCAUCAAGCUCAGCGAGGCAGACCAGCGGGCGGCGUUGGAAGACGACUGA